AUGCCUUCGGACAUCCUCCCUCUCCCGAGCGUCGGCAGCCAGCUGCUCAAGCUGCUGGCCAGCAGGCUGAAGCUGGACCUGGAGCUGCAGCACCUGAAGCGCGUGCGCGCCGCCGCCCUCCCCGCGCCGCCCGGCUCGCUCGAGGUGCUGCUCUGCCCCAGCGACGCCGAGCUGCCCGGCGAGGUCGCGGAGUACCUGCAGGCCAACGCCUGCGGUCCAGUGACGGCCGUUGGCGUGCCGAGGUUCGGCGCCCUGACGCGCGCCCAGCUCACGGAGUUCUCCGUGCACUGGCCCCUGACCUACCGGAAGCCUGCGCUGGAGCCGCUGGAGCUGGGCCGCGAGGCCGUGGAGGGUUAUGACCGUCUGCUGCAGCGAGCCGUGGAGCUCGGCGCAGGUGCGUGCGGCUGUGUCAUCGUCGACCCCUCUGGGAAGGAGAUCGCAGCCGCCCGGGAGGAGGCCUCGCCGCUGCGGCCGCUGCGGCACGCUGCCAUGGCAGCCAUCGAGGCUGUUGCUGCCGGUGCGCGGGCACGUGCCGAGGCGCAGGGCCCCGGGGGGAAGAGGCCGCGAGCCGAGGAGGACUACCUGUGCCAGGACUGCGAGGUUGUCACCACCCACGAGCCGUGCGUGAUGUGCGCCAUGGCUCUGGUGCACUCGCGGGUCCGCCUGAUAGUGUACCGUGCACAGGACCCAGAGUUUGCGCGCUUGCUCCGUGACACAACCCUCGACUUCGAGGACACCCCGCCCGCCCCUCGGGACUUCGAGGUGGUGGUCGGCUUUGACCCUCCCGGCGGCGGACCGCGCCCGGCGCCCGUCGCGCUCGCCGCCGCGCUGCUGCUGGCGGCGUGCGCCUGCGGCACCGCGGCCGCCUGGCGCAGGCAGCGCGGAGCUCACGGUGCGGGCGCGCCGGCGCUGACCGGGCCCUGGCGUCGCGCGGGCUACAGCGACAUGGAGCGGCAGGCCACGGAGCCGCCCGCGGAGCCCAUCGGCUCCGCUGGCCCGGCGGCGGGCCCCCGGGAGGUGGAGCAAGUGUCGAAGGGUUUCGUAGACUGUGGAAAGUUCGCAGUUGUUGGCAAUUUCCUGGUGGUUUUGGGAGACAUAGGACACUGCGAGCUGUACACCAGCGUUGGGUCAGGCGUCCUGGCAGUGCUCCCCAGCCGCUGCGCGGAGCAGCCGCGCCCAGGAGGCGCGGAGGCGGCGACCCUGGGUACGCUACGGGAGGCGCUGAGCAUGCUACAGUUCCUUUUGGACGCAGUCAUUAUCAGGCAUGCCAUCGCCAUCGUCCAGCGCGGUGGCGGGUUCGACCAGGAGGUGCACGAGGUGGCGCACGUGCUGAAGCUCCGCCAGCAGCUGGAGUUGGCCGAGGCCAAGGAGGCCAAGGCCGCCGUCGAGGUCGCGCAGGCGCUCAAGGGCCCGCUGAACAGCCUGGUCUUCCCGUUCAUCGUCAUAGACGAGGCGGCUCAGGUCAUCGAGCCCGCGGUGAUCUUGCCGCUCGGCAAGGGGGCUGUGCAGGCGGUCAUGGUCGGGGACCAGUGCCAGCUGCCCGCCACGGUGCUCAGCCAGGAGGCGCAGGCCCAAGGCCUGGACGUGUCCAUGUUCGACCGCCUUCUGUCGAUGGGGAUGGAGUACACGCUUCUGACCCACCAGUACAGAAUGCACCCGGCGAUCAGCGCCUUUCCGUCAUGGCGCUUCUACAGGGGCGAGCUGAAGAAUGCAGUGACCGACGGCGAGCGACCACUGCCCGACGGGGUGCCCUUCCGCUCGAAUCUGGUGUUCCUGCACGUCGACGCCAUCGAG
Prorocentrum cordatum is the source of this 1794-nucleotide messenger RNA. NCBI's taxonomy places the organism in Eukaryota, Dinophyceae, Prorocentrales, Prorocentraceae. The record is from the annotation of a GenBank genome assembly.